AUGAAUAGCGGCUCUGGCAACUCGCUGCAUCUCAGCAAGACCAUACAUUUCAGGCGCACGUUACGGAUCGGUGGUUGCUACGCACCUAAGCUGGACCGGGUCAACUACUACCGUUUCUACGACCACGCCUGCCGCUCCGUCGUGGUGUCGCCCAUUGCGGCCACGCUGCCUAUCUACGACGAACAGACCAGCUCGGGCCUCCGGUACGGAGCCAUCGGAUCGCUUGUCUCCGAGGCGCUCUUCGAGGCCUUCUACGAAACGCGUGACGACCUUAGCCCGACGCAACGGGAGAAGCUCAACAGUGCACGAACGUGCAUUGAACGCUCCAUCUUCAAGGUGGACACGGUCGAAAACAUGGAGGAGGCCUUCUUGCUGUACGGCGGCCACGUGGCGCUGUGGUCGGCCUAUCGCUCCGAGGUGUACCUGCAGGAUCGGCGGCUGCCAGGUCUCGAGGAUUACUCGGAAGACAUGCUCUUCUUCAUCGCCUUCUGCCUAAUUCAGUGCGGGGGCAGCGUCAUGCCCAGAGACACGUUGUGCAACAUACCGCUCAAGAGCUCUUCGUACUUCGCCGACGCGUUCACUUGCCCGCUCGGUAGCGCCAUGAAUCUCGGAAACCGGUGCUCCUACGUAUGACCCUUCAUACUUGGCGCUGCUGGAGUUGAGGACUUCGUGGAGAUGUGCCAUUUGUUUUACAACGCGACAGCGUUAAUUUUUUAUCUGUACGCAUUCAGACUGCCGAUAAUAAGUUAGAAUAGAUAUGACAAUCAUUAUCUCUGUUCUCUUCAAGAAGUAUUACCAUGAGCGAUAUGCUUAUUGCAGUGGCGAACCUUGCUGAAGCGAAAGUGUGGCAGAGUUGUUCCGAAAGGGGAAAAAAUAUACAAGUUGCUUGUGCCACAUAAACGAGAAACUUGCUAAAGUUCGCCGUCUUUGUCGCUUGAAGCCAACAGAACAAAACGAGGUGCGCGAUUUGAAGCAGUACGUAUUUUUUUAGCUGUUGUACACAAUUGGCAAAUAUGCCGUAGCUGCGCGUAUUUGUUUGGCAGUCUGUUUUCUUGUCGUAUCGCUAACUCCUACCUAAGGUGUCGUGCCCCAGAUGGCAGUAUUUCUGAAAUAAAUUAGUUUUACACGAAGUGCUA
Dermacentor andersoni is the source of this 1136-nucleotide messenger RNA. RefSeq names its product neprilysin-1-like. The record is from RefSeq and is a predicted model, not a curated record. NCBI's taxonomy places the organism in Eukaryota, Metazoa, Arthropoda, Arachnida, Ixodida, Ixodidae. Gene Ontology annotation, biological process: protein processing. Gene Ontology annotation, cellular component: plasma membrane. Gene Ontology annotation, molecular function: metalloendopeptidase activity.